AUGCAACCUAUCCUGAUUUUCUUCUGUCCAUAUGCUCGCGAUCAUGUCUAGCGGUUCUAUAUAUGAACUCGACGCACAGCCAACAUGCCCUGCUCCUGUAUUCUCUCUUUGCCGUCGUUGACUUGCACAUUCCCCGGUCCUUGAAACUCACUGUCCUUCAAGUAUAAUUCGGGAGCCAGCUAGACGUGCUUGGCCUCUCUCUGUCGCUCUUUACAGUCUUUCGUUACGUUCUAGGAUCUGGACAUGUCCCUCCGGAACUUGGCCUUCCUUGGGCUAACGCUCUCCGCGUUGGCUGGCGCACAGAACGUGGUCAUCUCAGACGACGACGGGUGGGCGACAGCGCAGAUUCGGGCGCAGUAUGCGUCCUUCACAGAGGCGGGCUACAAUGUGGUCCUCUCUUGCCCGGCGCUGAAUCAGUCGGGGAAAGGCUCAUCGUCCAAGACGCCUACGCCGAUGACAGAGCCGUGCGAGUUCGAUUCCUGCCCUGCAGGAUCGCCGGCGCAAGGGUACAACGCGAGUGAUCCACAAUUGAAUUACGUUAACGGGUACCCCGUUGAUGCGGCUCAGUACGGGGUUGAGGAGCUUGCUCCGAAGUACUUUGGAGGAUCCCCGCCGGACUUCUUGGUGAGCGGACCAAAUAUCGGAACCAACCUGAACAUCAUCACCCAGUUUUCUGGAACGAUCGGCGCAGCGUCCACAGCAGCGAAGCUCAGUGUUCCUGCCGCAGCGUUCUCUGGUACCUCCGGCUCUCAAGUUUCCUACACGACUCUCAGCUCCGAUCCGAACGCGACAGCAAUCCUAGCCGCACGUCUCUACGCGUCCCUCACGACGCACUUCCUGCAGACCCUGCUUUCUGCGGCCGCAGACCUACAGCCGACGUCAAUCCUCCCGAACGACACGAUCGUGAACGUAAACUACCCCGCGAUCGACGACUGCCCUGACGUGUCUGACUACAAAUGGGUGUUCGCGCGGAACCUAUGGAACCCGCUCGCCACGGACGUCGAGACGUGCGGGAGUAAGCACUUGCCGGAUGAGGUCAGCGUGGUGGACAAGGAUGGGUGCUACGCCAGCGUGUCGGUGCUGAGUGCGAGCACGAAGACGGAUGUCGGGAGCGACGUGCAGGCGGAGGUGCUCGCGAAGCUCCAGGGGCUGCCGUUCAGCUGCUUGCCUUGAUCCCUUCGUGACUGAGGCUCAUACGCAUGAUUUUAGUGUAGGAUCACUGUAGUGCGAAUGAAAUUGUACACCCAUGUCUCAGCAAGCUUAAAAUAUAUGGACUUUGAAAUUUGAA
Fomitopsis serialis is the source of this 1288-nucleotide messenger RNA. Its product is annotated as sure-like protein. The coding region runs from base 244 to 1173 and encodes 309 amino acids. The transcript is spliced from 6 exons. The record is from RefSeq and is a predicted model, not a curated record. Gene Ontology annotation, molecular function: nucleotidase activity. NCBI's taxonomy places the organism in Eukaryota, Fungi, Basidiomycota, Agaricomycetes, Polyporales, Fomitopsidaceae.